This is a messenger RNA of Linepithema humile (Argentine ant), 1617 nucleotides long. RefSeq names its product lipase 3. NCBI's taxonomy places the organism in Eukaryota, Metazoa, Arthropoda, Insecta, Hymenoptera, Formicidae. Gene Ontology annotation, biological process: lipid metabolic process. The record is from RefSeq and is a predicted model, not a curated record. Gene Ontology annotation, molecular function: hydrolase activity, acting on ester bonds.
CGCUGAUACGGUGUAAUAUCAGCUGUCAGUGUUUUGAAAUGCUUGCGAUUUAACGAUUUGUGUUUUGUUUGUGCGGAAAACGAGUUUCCACGAAGUCUCUCACCUAGCAAGCUUUUGCAAAGGUUAUUUUCACACUCAAAAUCUAGGAUAUUCCGGAAGAAUUAAGUUGCUAAGUCCUUUAUUGACAAUGUGGCAAACUGUAAUCGCGAUCUUCUUAUCGCUCUGCAAAUUCAUCAGUGCAGAGAGUUUUGAAACGUUUGCCAUCUCACAAGACUCUUCAUUCAUUAAUAUUACGCAAAUAAACAUAGAGUUGGGCAAUGACAAGUACAAUACCGACGUCAACCUCAAUACGCUGCAAAUGAUAAGAAAAGCGGGUUAUCCUGCGGAAGCUCAUAUUGCAUUGACAGAGGAUGGCUAUCUCCUAACGUUGCAUCGUAUUCCAGGUAGCAAAAACUCUCCACCCGUGUUGCUGCAACACGGUCUUUUGUGCAGCUCCGCCGACUGGGUCAUCCUCGGCAGGGGUAAAGCACUCGCUUAUAUAUUAGCCGAUCAAGGAUACGAUAUUUGGUUGGGCAAUUUUCGAGGUAACACCUACUCAAGGGCGCACAUUUCUCUGUCGCCCUCGUCGUCAAACGCGCAAUUUUGGGAUUUCAGUUUUCACGAAAUGGGGAUCUACGAUCUUCCCGCGAUGAUUACGUAUAUCACGAAUAUAACGGCGCAACCAUUGCAUACUUACAUCGGUCAUUCGAUGGGCACAACCGCAUUUUAUGUGAUGGCAGUGGAGCGUCCGGAAAGCGCUGCAAUGAUAGGAAGGAUGAUCAGCCUCGCGCCUAUAGCCUUUGUAGAACAUAUGAAAAGCCCGUUACAUUAUUUGGCCCGUUUUGCUAAUUAUUUGGGGAUAAUUGCGCGUUUUGUAGGCGCGAAUGAAUUUCUGCCGCAGAGCACCAUUCUGAGGAUUCUAGCAGGAUACGGCUGUGACGCCGACCUCUUCAAAGAAAAAAUCUGCAGCAAUGUGCUAUUUCUAAUCUGUGGCUUCGAUAAAGAGCAGUUUAAUUAUACGUUAUUGCCCACAAUUCUGAGUCACGAUCCGGCUGGCACCUCGACUAAGACAAUGAUACACUUCCUCCAAGAGAUAAGGUCGGGCAAAUUCCGCCAAUAUGAUUACGGCCGUAAGAAAAAUAUGCAGAUUUAUAAGGCACCGCAACCGCCGGAUUACAAUCUAUCGAAUAUCACGACGCCGAUCGCGCUGUUUUAUGCGGAUAACGAUUGGCUAAACAAUGUAAUAGAUGUGAAAAGGCUUUAUAAUUCACUGACCAAUGUACUGGAUACAUAUAGAGUGUCAUUUCCUAAAUUUAAUCACAUUGACUUUUUAUGGGCCAAAGAUGCACCAACGUUGGUAUAUGACAGACUGCUGCAGAUUAUGAAAAGAUAGUAAAUUAGUAACAAAUUGUAAUUAGAUUAAGACAGCUAUGAUUGCGAAUUUUGUCCAGUGUCAUAAGAUAAUAAGAAAAACCCGCAAUACAUAUCAAAAGUAUGAAGACUAACAUCUUCUUAUAAUCAGAUUAAGUGAAGAUUGUUAAGUAAUUAGAUGAAUAAAUCUAAUUUUUUUCACUAUGU